CCAUCGCGGCUUCUGACGCUCCUUGGGCAAGCGCUCAAGUUCCAGCAGCUCAGCGGCGUCCUUCCGUCCGAGCUCGAUCUGUUCCAGAACGCGGCCAAGCGACUUAAGGUGGACCGAACGGAAGAGAAGAUCCAGGCACCGCACGGCAAGAUCAAGUUUAGCAAGGCGUCGUGCCCGCAGACCGCGCAGUUCAGCACGGACGGCAGCAUGCUCAUCACGGGCACAAAGGAUGGUUUUGUCGAGGCAUGGGACUUUGACAAGUGCGAGCUCAAGAAGGACCUCGAGUACCAAGCGCGGGACGACUUCAUGAUGCACGAAGUGGGCGUGUCGGCCGAAGCGUUUAGCCGCGAUGGCGACCUCCUCGCGACCGCCAGUGUGGACGGCAAGGUCAAGGUCUGGAAACUCUCGACCGGGCAGUGUCUCCGCCGCUUCGAACACGCGCACGGCAACAGUAUUCACAGCAUUUGCUUCUCGCGCGAUGGCACGCAGCUCCUCACCUCGUCCUUUGACCAACUCGUGCGACUGCAUGGGCUCAAGUCGGGCCAGACGCUCAAGGAAUUCCACGGCCACGACGGGUACGUCAACCACGCGGUCUUUUCGACCGAUGCGUCCAAGGUCAUCUCGGCCUCGUGCGACGGCACGCUCAAGGUCUGGGAUGUCAAGAGUGCGUCGUGUGUGGCGACGAUGCGGCCGCCGCACGCCGCUGCCGGGGUCGAGAUGGACGUGCUCUGCGUGCUCCCCGUGCCGACGCAGAAGGACGCCCUCGUGCUCUGCACGCGCUCGAACGCGCUGCAUCUGAUCAACUUCCACGGCGACUCGCUGCGUGCGUUUGUCGAUCCGUUCGAGUCGAUCGAGCCUAAAGGCGACUUUGUCGGCGCCGUGCUCUCGCCCAAAAGCACCUUUCUCUACGGCCUCACGGAGAAGGGCUACGUGCUCUGCUUUACGCUGGCGACCGGGACCCUCGAGCACGCGAUGCAGGUCUGCAACGGCGAAGUCUUUGGCAUCGCCCACCACCCGCACCGCAACGUGCUCGCUACGUACGGCAACGAUGGCUACGUGCGUCUCUGGAGCGCCGCCAGUUUGGAUUAAUUCAUGAACAAGACCGCGGACGGCGACGUCUCUAGCAUACGGAA
Molecule: messenger RNA, 1133 nt
Organism: Saprolegnia parasitica CBS 223.65
Lineage: Eukaryota; Oomycota; Saprolegniomycetes; Saprolegniales; Saprolegniaceae
Exons: 5
Coding region: 208-1089 (293 amino acids)
Biological process (GO): mRNA splicing, via spliceosome
Cellular component (GO): precatalytic spliceosome
Molecular function (GO): protein binding
Source: RefSeq, a predicted model, not a curated record